This is a messenger RNA of Talpa occidentalis (Iberian mole), 4962 nucleotides long. RefSeq names its product tubulin tyrosine ligase like 6 (gene TTLL6). The record is from RefSeq and is a predicted model, not a curated record. NCBI's taxonomy places the organism in Eukaryota, Metazoa, Chordata, Mammalia, Eulipotyphla, Talpidae. The transcript has 17 exons. Gene Ontology annotation, cellular component: cilium. Gene Ontology annotation, molecular function: tubulin-glutamic acid ligase activity; tubulin binding. Bases 1377 to 3305 code for a protein of 642 amino acids. Gene Ontology annotation, biological process: microtubule cytoskeleton organization; protein polyglutamylation.
AUGGCUCCGCGGCCCGGGUCUCCCCGCGUCUCCAGCUAACCGCUCGCCCGCUUCCCCGCCCGCACUCGCGCUGGCCGCUGAAAUACCUCACCCCCUUCCUAACCCUCCGUACCCCGAAGCCAGGACCCGGUUCCCACACUGACCCUUCUUUUCCCAGCUCCAUACCCCCACCUGUCCCCACCUUUCUCCCACACCCGGGUCUCCCUCCCAGUGCACCCUGCAGCUCCUGCCCUCCCUCGACCUCCCAAACCGGUGUCCUCAGGAAACUGUUCCUUGGAUACCAGAGAUCUCUGGGUAUCUAGCUGAGCUUGCUCUGCCUCCUCCUUCCCCGCCACUGGGUCCUUCUCUGGAUCAUUUUUCUUUCUGUGUUAUUUCUCACCUACCUGAGGGAAAACUCUCUUAGGCUUGAGGAAAGUUCUUCUGUAGGAUUCGAACCCUAAGAAAAAUGUAACUUACCUUUGGGGGUGACGUGGGAAGGAGCUAACGUCUUUUAGCACAGGGGGCAGGUGUAUUUCCCCAGAGCCUCUGCGGGGGCCCAGGAGAUGCCCCAGGGCCUGCCUUUGGAAGGCGAGGAAGAGACAGACUCGGAGGAGAGGGAGGACAGUUCCAUAGAAGAUCUGAAAGAAAUCAGCACCCUGGCUUUUGUGAGAGAGAACACAGGGGCCCAAAAGGGCCUUCAGAAUGCCCAACAGCAAGGCAAGAAGAAGAGGAAGAAAAAGAGAUGAUUGGUGAUCAAUCUAUCCAGCUGCCGAUACGACAGUGUGCGGAGGGCCGCCCAGCAGUAUGGCCUUCGAGAGGGUGGGGAAAACGAUGACUGGACUCUCUACUGGACUGACUACUCGGUGUCACUGGAGCGGGUGAUGGAAAUGAAAAGCUACCAGAAAAUUAAUCACUUCCCUGGGAUGAAUGAGAUCUGCCGAAAGGACUUGCUGGCCAGGAAUAUGAGCCGCAUGUUAAAGAUGUUCCCUAAAGAUUUCCACUUCUUCCCUAAGACCUGGUGUCUCCCGGCCGAGAAGAAAAAGAUAAAGACUGUAUGUGUCCAAGGUUUAGAAAACACAAGGUUCUGCCUCUACAAUAGAUGCCAUUGAGGGGCUGGGUGCUUGAGAGCCUGUGCCAGAAGCUGGGAAGAGAAUUUGUUCUGAUACUGUUGAUUUUGAACUUGUUCCAACCUUUUAACUCUACAGUGUCUGAAUUGUUAAGGAUGGGGAGCACUUCUGAAGGGAGUGAGGUAAAGGUUAGCACCCAGCUGGGGAGAUUUGCAGAAUUACAGCAGGUCAAGAAAAAAUAAGACAUACAUUUGUAAGCCGGAUUCGGGCUGCCAAGGAAGAGGUAUAUUUAUCACCCGGACGGUGAAAGAAAUCAAACCAGGGGAGGAUAUGAUCUGUCAGCUCUAUAUUUCAAAGCCCUUUAUCAUCGACGGGUUCAAGUUUGACCUCCGAAUUUAUGUGCUGAUGACAUCCUGUGACCCUCUCAGGAUUUUUGUGUACAACGAAGGACUCGCCCGCUUUGCGACAACCUCUUACUCCCAUCCCUGCACAGACAACCUGGACGAUAUCUGCAUGCACCUGACCAAUUAUUCCAUUAAUAAGCACAGUUCUAAUUUCAUUCAAGACGCUCACACUGGCAGCAAGAGGAAGCUCUCCACAUUUAACAUGUUCAUGCAGAACCAUGGUUACAACGUCGAGCAGAUAUGGAGAGACAUUGAGGACGUGAUCAUCAAGACUAUCAUCUCGGCCCACCCCAUCAUCAAGCACAACUACCACACCUGCUUCCCCAACCACACGCUCAACAGUGCCUGCUUUGAAAUCCUGGGCUUUGACAUUUUACUGGACCACAAACUCAAGCCGUGGCUGCUGGAGGUCAACCACUCUCCUAGCUUUUCCACUGACACAUGGCUGGAUAAAGAGGUGAAGGACAGUCUGCUGUACGACACCUUGGUCCUGAUCAACCUGGGAAGCUGUGACAAAAAGAAAGUCCUAGAGGAGGAGAGACAACGGGGACGGUGUCUGCAGCAAUGCCGUUCUCGAGAGAACAGGAUUGAGGAAGUCAAGGGCUUCCAGGCCGUGCGGGUAGAGAAGACCGAGAAGUAUGAGAAGGAACACUGUGGGGGGUUCCGCCUGAUUUAUCCCAGUCUGAUCUCCGACAAGUAUCAGAAGUUCUUCCAAGACAACAACUCCCUCUUCCAGAAUACUGUUGCUUCCAGGGCUCGGGAACUGUAUGCCAGGCAACUGAUCCAGGAGCUGAGACUCAAACAGGAGAAAAAAUCCUUCCAAAUGAAAGAGAAGAAGGUAGAGAUGCAGGGGGAGUCCGUGGGCGAACAGUCGAGAGGGAAGAGUACGAGGAGCUGGAGACAGAAGCAACGGCAGAAAUACAAGACCAUCACCCACAGCUCCAAACAACCAAUGACAUUAGUGACCUACACACCUGAAUUGUGCUUGAAAGUCAAAGACAUAAAGAAAGACGACAGCAGCUUCAACCAGGAGGCCCUGAGGAGGAAGACUGCCUCUGAUCCCCACAAACUCUCAUCCGUGAGGCAGUACAAAUCUGUACCUGACCUGAGGAACUCAAGCCUUCUCAGUGGCUCUGAGCUGGAGCCCAGUAAUCCCAACUCCAGAAUCAGGGGGGCCAGUUCUACUUCUGCAGUGAACCUCUUCACCCGCACUAUGCCCUUAACCUCAGUAGAAACCUUCCCAGAAUCCACCACCCAUGUCCCAGACUCCCCUGAGUCUCUGCGGAGCCUGACCACAACCACCAGCUCUGAAUGCAGCAGCCCACAGAUGUACAGGACGGUCUCCCUCAGGGACAGGCAGAAGCAGUUCUCCCAGCACCACAUCCAGGGCAAAAUACCAAGACUUUCUUCACCUAUAAAAUUUCAGCGCUUCUCAGGGAGCCUGAACCCAAACUGGACUUUGCUAAAGAAUGACAGGAAGCAGCAUCAUUUGAUGUCAGAGUUUUUCACCAAGAUUCAAAUGAAGGAGAAGCUGUCCUUGUUCCCAGUUCACUGCAACCCCAAGCAGAUGCUGUGUAACCAGCCACAUAACCCCUCCCUGCCUCAUGAGAGCUACUUCCGAAAUCAAAUCUCUGGCAAGAAGAGGCGGCCGCCUGUGUCCUCUCUCCUCCUCUUGCAGAGUUCUCGGAGCCAGGAUGUUUCCCUGCGGGACCUGCUGGUGGUGGCCACUCCAGCUCGACUAGGUCCAAGGCCUGGAAGAAGCCAUCCAGGUUCUGUGAGGGACCCGUGCACACAGGAUCACAAAGUAUACGGUCACUGCCUGUUCUCUGACCAAAAGAGAUGUGAUAGGAACUAGAACCAGACUGGAUCUCUGCUAUUUUUUCCCCUUUCCAUCUCUCACUCCCAGGAAAUGAUUUGGCUCUUCCUACAGAGUCUACAGUGUCCAUAGACUCAACUGAAAGUUUUAUUUUCUCAUCUAGACAUCCUGGUCUUAUAACCAACUCCCAUGAGCACCGCAGAGGCCAGCAGCCACAGCACAGUGCUGUGAGACCAUGACUUCUGGGAGUUAUUGGUGCUGCCCCAGAACACACCAUUUGCCCCAGCCGUGGCAUUUCUAUGGGUCCCUUAUAUGGCACCACCAUCCAGAACACUCCCUGAGAUAGUGCACCAGGAGUGGAGGAGUGUUUCAGAGGAGGACUCGCAAUUUCUGGGAUUCCAAGGCCCUCACUCCACCAACAGAUUUAUGUCAGUUGGUCUUUGACUCCCAAGAUAAAAGACAGAGAGAAGGCUAGGGUAAUGGGGAACUUUGAGCCUGAGUAAGGAAAUUGGGGCCAUUGAACUUCACCUGGUAGAGACCAGACAUUUUCCCAGCCCGGCUAACUCAGUGCCCAGACAUCUCCCCACACCUCCCUUACCAGGCCAACUCAGUCCUGCGGGCGAAGACAAGAGGUGAGACAAGAGCACCCUGCUUGCAGGCAUAGCUCCCACUGACCUGCUAAAAUGAUGCAUUUUACCUUCAAGUGUACAUUAAUAAAAUAAGUUGCCAUUCUUAAUGCUAGGAUGAGGAGCCUGAUCCAGAAUGAGAAUGGGAAAGGGAGGUGGGAAAGACACUGCACCUGAGCCCCCACAUUAGGAGAUCUCUAAAUCCUUUGAGAUUGUAUUUGAAGUCUUUGAAGAACUUCCGUGAAUGAAUAAGUGUACAGUAAGCCCCAGCCUCCUUGAUGGGGUCCUGGAGCCUGAGAUGGCCCGUCUGGGGGCACUGUGGUUGUCUCUCUGUCCCGUAACAGGACCUGUCUAGACCCCAGGCAUAACAUCUCAUCUAGUUUGCCAAUUAAUUCUCCACCCUCUCCAGGACGUGGUCCAAGGACUUUGCCUCUCUUGCUCUUCCUGAGUUAGUUCCCUGGAAAGAGUUUUGCAGGAGUCUGGGGCAGGGGUAGAAGAUGGGCAAGGCCUGAAGUGAAGCACCUGCUUCCCAGUGUUGACUCAGCUCUGCCUUAUGGACUGCCAUUGGAAUGAAUUUCUGGCAUCCAGACUUUCAGGGGAUCUGGGGACACUUGCAGCCUAUAGUACCUACCCCUCAGGCAAAGGACCUUAAUUACCUAAAUUCUACUGAAUGGAAAUUUAGACCCAAGCCAUUUGUGUCCUGCCAUGAAAUGCAUACAGGUACACACCUUCAUCCUCACCUGGGUCUGAUUCCCAAGGCUUCCUGGUAUAGGCUAUUUAGUAAGUCAAGUCUCAGCUGGAUGGCAGGAAGAGGACUUGAUUCCCACGGGGCAGACUAGUAAAAGCAUAAUCAUCACCUCAGGCCUCCCCUCCCCCUUCACCAGCCCUUUCCAGAUGCCAUUCAGAAGAUUCAAAAUUGUCAAACGUGGGCCAACAUCCCCAUCAUUGCCAUAAAUUUUAACCUGGUCCAAACAAAGAUGUUAGGACGUGCUGAAAUGGGGCCACCUGGAAACUUUACAUUUCUCCUUACUCUACUAGCCCCAGCCAAUCAAGUUUCCUGAGCUAAUAAA